UGCGGGCCAGGCUGCGGGCGUCGGCCUGUGGCGACUCGCCCAAGUGCUGGUCCUCGUCGGGUACAACAUGCCGGUCCCACCGACCUAGGUACAGUGCAGUACCGAGUGCAGUAUGUAUUCGGUGGUUGUUGGGUGGUUGUGAGCUUAUGAAGUGCAAAAGUCGUCCAGGCCCCCGGGAACAAUUGCGAGGAAGAAGAGGAACUGACAGAUCGAGCAGAAGAACCCAUCGAAAAUGUUGGACGCCCCCUCUCAGGCCGCCGAAAGCGUCCCCCUACUGGGCGGUUCCAGCACCAAUGCCCAGACCAAUGCCCCGCAACCAUCGUCAAAGCUCACCGCUCGCAUCAACCGCGCUAUCACUAUUGGGACGUUCAUCUUCGUGCUCGCGGCCGUCAUCACAACCCUUGCCCAUUUCAAACGUGAUCACCCUCAUCAGCCGCUCCCACUGCGCGAAUCGCCGUAUGGGAAGUUCCCGAAGGCCGAUGACCCGUUCGCUUUUAUGCCUUGCACGAACGUCACGCUUCCACCGGCGCUUGAUGACCAGGAUCCGCUCACUACCUGGUCGAAGUUGUUUGACCCCGAACCGUCUCACUGGAGCUGGGGGCGGCUUACUGGAGACGACGUCGCUGGCAAUGACAAAGAUUCUCACGAGGGCAGAGGGAUAUAUCUGUGCGGCUACCUCGAUGUCCCGCUGGAUUACACGAAUUCCAGCGAUGAGCGUAUCGCGAGGCUGAUGGUGACGAAGUUUCAAGUUUCGGGUCUGGCUCGCAAAGAUGCCGCAGCUACUGAGGAUGGAGCGGGGAAGAAGAGCGCACGCACGAUUGUGAUGAACCCGGGCGGUCCGGGUGGCAGUGGUUCGUCGUUGGUUUGGAAUAAGGCCGAGAACUUCACCCGUCUGUACAGUGAUAGCAAGUUCGAUGUGCUCAGUUGGGACCCUCGAGGUGUAAACUCCUCCCUCCCCUCCGCGUCCUGCUUCCCCCACGAAGCCGAACGCGACCGCUGGCUACUCCUCACAAACCAAUACUACGAAUCCGCCUCCUCCCACCCCCGCGCCCAACUCGAGCUCGCCGACGCCAUGAACGAGGCCACUUUCCGCGCCUGCCACGCGCGACUUGGCGAUUUCCCCCGCUUUGUGAGCACGGCGUUUGUGGCACGGGAUGUGGAUGAGAUUCGCAAGGCGUUGGGAGAGGAGGAGUUGACGGCUGUGAUGAUUAGUUAUGGGACGGGGAUUGGGCAGACUUAUGCGAAUAUGUUCCCGGAUAGGGUGGGGAGGAUGUUGCUGGAUGGGACGGAGUAUGUGAAGGAUCAUCGGUUGUUGGGUGGGUUUGGCUGGACGGCCCUCGACAACGCCACCGACGCCUGGCGCGACGGCUUCCUCGGCGAAUGCAUCAACGCCGGCCCUUCCCACUGCGCCCUCGCCAAAUCCACAAAACCUGUCACCCUCUCCUCCCUCACCUCCCGCAUGUCCCAACUCUUCAACAAAACCCUCCAGCGCCCCGUCCCAGCCUACCACCCCACCACCGGCCCAGGCCUCAUCACUUACCCCUCCCUCAUAGGCAUGCUCUACCAAUCCCUUUACAACCCCGCCGAAUGGCCUACAACAGCUCAAAUGCUCGCGGAUCUCGAACAGGGGAACGGUACUCUGGCGUUACUAGAACUCAACAAACAUUUCGUGGAUCCCCUUUCCCCACCCGUCCCACGGUUACCAGCGACGGAGGAGUUGGGCUCUCUCGUCAUCUGCGCGGACUCCUACGACGCCCCCGAGCCCCCCACCGGUCUAGAUUGGUACCUCGACCUCUGGCGCACCAUGACGACCAAAUCAUUCAUAUCAGGCAACUCGCGGUUCUUUGAUGUGUUGCCGUGCAGGCAUUUCAACACACAUUGGAAGCCGGCGGAGGUUUAUAGAGGUGAUUUGAACACGACGUUGAAAGGACCGGUUUUGUUGGUUGCCGAGACGUAUGACCCGGCGACGCCGUUGAGGAAUGGGAGGAGGUUAGCGGGGGAGAUGGGGAGGAAUGCUAGGUUGGUCGUCCACCACGGGUACGGCCACUCGGCACCCCGCGACCCUUCGGCCUGCACCGCGCGGAUCGGGAAGGAGUACAUCUUGCAUGGAAAAGUGCCGGAGGCGGAUGAGACGGAUUGCUAUGCUGAUUCCAAGCCUUAUUUGCCAAAGUAGAUGCCAACUGGGAAGGGAGGGAGUGGUAGAUCAUACGCGGACAUGGGUGUCUCUGUAGAUGACAUUUUCGGCGUAGUGCAGCUUUUAAAGCU
This is a messenger RNA of Fimicolochytrium jonesii, 2265 nucleotides long. RefSeq lists its product as uncharacterized. The transcript is spliced from 4 exons. NCBI's taxonomy places the organism in Eukaryota, Fungi, Chytridiomycota, Chytridiomycetes, Spizellomycetales, Powellomycetaceae. The record is from RefSeq and is a predicted model, not a curated record. The coding region runs from base 233 to 2173 and encodes 646 amino acids.